AUGAAUACUGAAGGAAAAGAAAGCAUCGUGAAGCCAGCUUAUUCACACACAAGCUCAAAUAACGAAAAUGUGCGUGCCUUUUACGAUGCAAAUGCCGUUUCUUCUUCAAACGUUUCCCUCGAGACACGAAGUCGAUCUCGCAUAUAUUUUUUGCGAAAUCUCAACAACUGGGUCAAAAGUACCGUCAUUAUUGAAUUCUUGGAAAAAAUACGGAGGAACAGAAAGGAUGGAAACGUUCGUGUCCUCGACUUUUGCUGUGGAAAAGGGGGAGAUCAAAUGAAGUGGUUGAAAGGUGGUGUUAGUCAUGUCACAUUUGUGGACAUUUCUUCCGCGUCAAUUGAUGUUUGCAAGGACAGAUACUAUACUUUAAAAGCAAGGAAUAAACACCGGCCAAUUUUUUCAGCCGAAUUUAUUGUGCACGACUGCGCAACCCCCAUCGAUUUUGCGGGAAAAUUCGACCUAAUCAGUUGUCAAUUUGCUCUGCAUUAUGCCUUUGAGAGUUAUUCGCAGGUGAGUCUAAAUUCAUAUGAAGGUCCCACUGUUUUUUCUCUAGUUUUCGUAAUAAUGCCCGCUGCGCGUUCAAUGCUUCAGAACGUUAGUUCGGCGCUCAACGAAAAUGGGUUUUUCAUUGCCACGCUCCCAAAUGCCUACGAGUUGGUUCGUCGUUAUAAUCAAGUUAAAACGUCUGCAGAAGACCCCGUUACAUUUGGAAACUCGGUGUACUCCAUUAAAUUUAAAGACCAUGGCUCUACUCAUGAUCCUAAUAAAUUACCCCUCUUCGGUGCCGGUUACACAUUCCAACUUGAGGGUGUCGUCGAUUGCCCUGAAUAUCUUGUUCAUCCCUCCUUACUGAAGGCGAUGGCCGCCGAAGUCAAUUUGAGCCAUUUAGUUGGUCCCCUACCCUUUCCGAAACAUUUAAAAGAUGAGACACAACGCAACCAGGCAUCUGUUCGUCUCCUUUCUGUUAUGGAUGCCCUGGAGACGUGGACUGCUCCCUCAAACGUUGAGUUAUGUCAUUCUGAUCAUCGUAUUCGUACAAAUGAUGGCUAUAGAAAGGAUAUAGGUCAUACCCAUCGUUCACCCUCGCGCGAUAGAAGUCCAAUAGGACGGCGACCACGUGAUGCAACUUCUGAUCGCUCCGAUGAACUUUCACCUAAUUGUGGUUCCGUGGAACAUUCAACGCGUGAUUCUCACCCCUCUUCGAAUUAUCAAAGCUGCCGGCGUGGAUACAGCCCAGAUAAUAGGCAAUCUUUUAAUGACCAUCACAGUAAGCACUCUCAUUAUUCUCAGGACCGAAACCGUGAUGGAGAACCCCAACGUCAAGCCGAUCUUAGGGAUCCUAUCCGGUCCUCUCGUGAUAGAAGUCCAAUAGGUUGGCGAUCGCGUGACGCACCUUCAGAUCGCUGUCAGGACCUUUCGCCAAAUCGCGAUUCCAUGGGGUAUUCAUUUCAUGGUUCUCACACCUCUGCUGACCGUCAAAACUGUCCGCGUGGAUAUAGCCCGGACAACAGGCAAUCUUCUAAUGACAAUCACCGUAAGUCCUCACAUUCCUCUCAGGAUCGGAACCGUGAUGGAGAACCCCAGUGGCAAGCUGACCGCAGGGAUUCUGCCUGGCGUCCGAAUGGCCGUCCCAAUGCUCGUGAUGAUAAUCGUCAGUUUAAUACUUAUAACUCACCUGCUUCAUCUAACCAUUUGCCUCUGGCUGGUUCUUCAGAGAUUGGUGCCUAUCGCCAUGUUGAAGAAGCAGUCAAAAAACGCCCGGCGAUCACCAAUCAGCUAAUCGGCACGAUCUCCUAUCCUGAAUGGGAAGUGUUCAGUCUCUAUUGUAUAUUUGCAUUCCAGAAAACAAAAGCGUGA
Molecule: messenger RNA, 1857 nt
Organism: Dibothriocephalus latus
Lineage: Eukaryota; Metazoa; Platyhelminthes; Cestoda; Diphyllobothriidea; Diphyllobothriidae
Source: the annotation of a GenBank genome assembly